Molecule: messenger RNA, 2427 nt
Organism: Spea bombifrons (plains spadefoot toad)
Lineage: Eukaryota; Metazoa; Chordata; Amphibia; Anura; Pelobatidae
Gene: DGLUCY
Product: D-glutamate cyclase
Exons: 14
Coding region: 120-1970 (616 amino acids)
Biological process (GO): glutamate metabolic process
Molecular function (GO): D-glutamate cyclase activity
Source: RefSeq, a predicted model, not a curated record
GGCUUAUUGGUGCAAGAUGUCUGCCUCCUGAGGUCAGCAGGGCUGGAGCGGCGAGAACACGGAUGACGCAGUGAACGGACCAGGUACGCAGCCAAUCGCACGCCUCUCAGGUCGAUGGUAUGCUUUCCCUUCAGAGACUCAGAUACCUUAUGCCAGCGGCCGUGCGAGGGUUAAUCCGAUACAACAAAGUUAACCUGACAAAUACAUCGGGGAUGUCUUCAGGCUACACUCAAGCCAACGUGGUGAUCAUACACAAAUCCCUCGCGGACGACUUUGAGAAAUUCUGCCAGGCCAAUCAUGGCCCCCUCCCGUUAUUAUACCGGAGUGCUCCAGGGGAGUGGAAGUGCCCUCCGCUGAGCAAGGACUCCGAUAUACGCACAGACUGUCUGCAGUACAGGAGGUACCUACACGGAGUCUUCUCCGGGAGCCUGAACACCCUGGAGAGUUAUUCUGAGCAGCUGAAGGACAUGGUGACCUUCUACCUGGGCUGCAGCUUCUCCUUCGAGAGCGCAGUAGAGAGAUUUGGAGUCCCGGUGAGGAACGUAGAGCAGCAGCGCAACGUCAGCAUGUAUUCGACAGACGUCCGCUGCUCGUCCGUUGGCGACUUCUCUUGCAAUCUUGUGGUCACCAUGAGACCGAUUCCACUGGACAAACUGGAUGCGGCGGUAAAGGCAACCCAACCGCUGACACAUUGCCACGGAGCCCCUGUUCACAUCGGCUGCCCAGGCUUUCUCGGGAUACGUGAUCUCCAGAAAACAGAUUUUGGGGACCCGGUACGGUUUCAUCCGGACGAUGUCCCUGUGUUCUGGGCGUGCGGCGUCACCGGCGUGGAGGCUGUUAGUAGCUGCAAGUCGCCCCUGGCCUUCACUCACUCUCCCGGCUGCAUGUUUGUCACGGAUGUGAAAAGCGAGGGCGCUCCGGUUACUCGGCCCGAGGAAGUCCCGGAGGUUUUCCGGAUCUCCUGUGACCCCGCGCACUUCAGCUUGGUAUCGCAGCGGGCAGCGCAGAGAAUCCGGGCCUUGGAGGGAAUCAUCGGCGUAGAUCCAGGCGAUCGGGGGAUAAAGCAUCUUCUGAUCCCGGAGGAGCUGCUGAAGUCCAGCCUCUCGCUGUCUCACGCCAAAUCCGUCCUUAUAACCACCGGGUUUCCCACUCACUUUCAGCACGACCCGCCGGAGGAAACCGACGGCCCUCCCGGCGCCAUCGCUAUGGCCGCCAUGCUGCAGGCCCUGGGGAAACGCGUUGCCAUUGUGACAGAUGAGCGUGCCAUUGAUCUGAACAAAAACAUUCUCGACCGUGCGGUUCAGCAGGGAGUGUUACAAUCCCCGGUGCCUCUGUUAUGUUACAAAGAGGAGUCUGCGGAGUCGCCUGUGAGAUUCCUGUGCGAGGACGGAGAUCCCGAGAAGCCGAGGUACGAUCACCUGGUGGCUAUUGAACGGGCAGGACGGGCAAGCGACGGUAACUAUUACAACGCCAGGAAAAUUAACAUCAAGCAUUUGGUGGAUCCCAUUGAUAAUCUGUUCCUGGCUGCCCAGCGUAUCCGAGGCAUCGCGACAACAGGUAUCGGAGACGGUGGGAAUGAACUGGGGAUGGGCAAAGUAAAAGAAGCGGUGAAGGAACACAUUACAAAUGGCGACACCAUCGCCUGCGACGUGGCUGCAGACUUUGCAAUUAUUGCAGGGGUCUCUAACUGGGGAGGAUACGCCGUAUCGUGUGCUUUGUACCUCCUAAAUACCUGUGGGAUUCACGAGCGCUAUCUGAGGAAGGCAGUGGGAUUCCCCAGGACUGCAGGGGCCGAGGUCUGGACUGCUGCGCUUCCUACCAUCGAUAAGGAAGAGAAGCUGCUGAAAGUCCUCGUGGAUCAGGGAGUGCGCAGCGGGAAGACCGGGAACCUCGCCAUGGAAGUCGACGGGCUUCCGUUUCAUAACACGCAUUCCGAGAUGAUCCAGAAACUUCUCGAGGUCACGAUGUAACGCCAUUCCUGCCCGGAAAUUCUGCGCAUCGGCGUCCCAAAUUACCGUGUGAUUCAAUGAAAAUCAUAAAAAAAAAUGAAUAUAAUCAAGCGAAAGGGCUGGCCGCACGUAACAAUUAUUUACUGAUUCACAACCCCGUCUGUAUAAUCAGCUGAAAAUAAUAUAUAUCACAGUUUUGGGGUCCAUAGCAUAAAAAAGGCUAUUUAUCUGAAAUCGAUUGCUUUGUCCUGAGACUCGUAGAAAGAUGAUAUCCCUGGCUCGACAGAAUAUACAGAUUUUCUUGCCGGAUGGGGCCCUGCUACACUUGCUAAUAACCCCCCUGGGCUGCUCUGGUUUCAACAAUAUCGCCCCAUUCCCUCACCUGCUUUUCCACAGAUGGGCUCUACAGACUAAAGCAGAGCCUGGCCGGGUUCGAUUGGUGCUCUAUGGGAUAGAUAUCCAGAUGCCCCGGAUCCUU